UGCAGAGGAAGCUCAGGUGCAACUUGUGGAUGACUGCUGCACGUGAGAAAAGGUGUAGCAAAGCCAGGAUCACUCUGCAUAAGCUGUGGUGGGCAGGAUUUAGGCAAACAAGCAGCCCCCCCAGUGCCUUUCCUAAGAGUGAUCCAACUGUUGGGACACAACAGCAAUGCAGAUGUAGAGCGUGUGACCUCCAUUUCUUCUGCCAACCCAGCUGAUGCUGGAUUCCUCCAACUCAUUAAGGUUUGAGCUGUCCUUUGACAAAAUCCUCAAAAUUGACUGUAGGGUGUACAUGGAGUGCCUUGCCCCUUUCAUUGGCACCAAGUCCAAUAUACUGCUUCUGACCAACCCUGCCUGUCCUUCUCCACCUUCCUUGGCGCCUGCAUCUCCUACUGGUGCAAGCAGUGGGGCAUGUGGGGAUGUCUUCACUCACUGAGAUAGGACCUUGCAGCCAACCAAGACGUGAGUCCCCGCCACCUCCUCCAGUGAUAGUGGGUGCCCUCCAUUUGUGGAGAUUUUACUGCACAGCACGCAGUAGCCCAUGUUCCCCCAAGCCAGCAGGCAGGCACAGGGAGCCUGGUGGCCCAUUGCCCUGGGACAGGAUGCAGGGGUCCUCAGGCACAGACAUGACCCCAGUAUCACGGGUGGAAGUCCCUGCAAGCAUGCUGCCUUAGGGAUUAAGGUCCAUGUCUUUGCUGUGCACGCAUUCAAGCACUGGCAGUGGAGUGAGCAUGAGUAUAAAGGUCAGUGGUGCAGCAGUCCUGUGAGCAGGGCCGGGCAGAAUUCCACUUUGCCCUUAAAUCCAUGCUUGGAGAAGCUCCAAAAGAAGAUCGGAUGAGCCCUAAGCAGAAAAGGCACAGUGAAAGUUUGCUCUGAAUUCCUUUCUGGCUGCAUUUUGCGUGUUGUCAAGACAGCCGGCCAGCGGGACUGGCGUCGGGGCAGGUGAGUUUGGGGGUUUUAUGGAGAUGGAGUGGUGACUGGCUUGAAGGCACACUCACUUUGCUAUAUGGGUUUUGUGCCUGUUCCUGUGGCACAGAGCUGCAGCUGGACGAGAGCAUCUGUGGGUGUACUUGAGUCCCUUGCUUCUCCCCGGUCAUUUUCUCUGGAUUUCUGCACUAUCCUCCAGCUCCUAUCUAAGUUAAUUUAAUCUUCAAUGUAAAAUUGGAUGAAAGCAAGUUAUAAAUGAAUCUUUCUUGAGACUGCAUGAGUCUGCAGAGAUUCGUUCUUUUCAUUUCUCUGAUUAUGCUGGUUUCAGUGCAGCUCAGUUUACACAGCUGAGCUUGCACUUCCUCCCCUGAACCCUGCCUCGCCUGGGUUUCUCGCCUUGCAUGUUUUGUAAUGCAAGCAGCACUUUCACAACACUGCGCAACUUCUGAAUCGCCGCUUCAUGCCCCCACCCCAUCAGGCAUCGUGGCAGUUUUUUUCCUAAAGCCUUUUUCUUUCCUACUUAAUGGAAAUUAAAUACAAAAGCACAAAAGCAAGCCAUGGGGGUGGGAGGAAAAGUGCUGUGUUUUUGCUGAUUCCUGCUCUCCUCAUUUCCUUGUUGGUCACUCUCCAUCCCCUUGCUGCCAACAGAACACCAUGGUGCGCCGAGUGGCCGUCAUCGGGGCCGGGGCCAGUGGGCUGGUGGCCACCAAGUGCUGCCUGGAUGAGGGGCUGGAGCCCACCUGCUUCGAGAGAAGCGAGGACAUCGGGGGGCUGUGGCGCUUUGCAGACAACGCAGACUGCGGGAGGGUCUGUGUGUACCGCUCCAUCAUCAGCAACACCUCCAAGGAGAUGUCCUGCUUCAGCGACUUCCCCUUCCCGGAGGAUUUCCCCUGUUUCCUCCCUCACAGCCUCUUCUUGGAGUAUUUCCGCAUGUAUGCUCAGCACUUCCAGCUCCUGAGGCACAUCCGCUUCAAGACAACAGUUAUCAGUGUGAGGAGGCGCCCGGAUUUUGCCACCUCAGGCCAGUGGGAUGUGAUCACUGAGACAGAGGGCAUCCAGGAGUCGCACAUCUUUGAUGCUGUCAUGGUCUGCGCAGGAAACUUCCAGAACCCCCACUUGCCCUUGGCUUCUUUCCCAGGUAUUGAGACCCGCUUCAGAGGUCAGUACUUCCACAGCCUGGAAUACAAAGAUGCAGCUGCUUUCCAGGGAAAGCGGGUCCUCGUGGUUGGCAUUGGGAACACCGCCUGUGAUAUUGCUGUGGAUAUGAGUCAUGUGGCUGCAAAGGUGUUUCUCAGUGCCAGGAGCAGCACGUGGGUGUUCAGCCGGGUGGCAAACCAUGGCUUCCCCUGGGACAUGCUCAGCACCACACGCUUUAAUCACUUUCUCGAAUGGCUUCUCCCAUCAGCCAUCAUGAAAAGGAUCAAGAUUUGGAAGAUAAAUUCAUGGUUUAACCACGAGAUCUACGGCUUGGCUUCUGCUAAAAGUUCCAAUUUUAAUUUCAUUAUCAAUGAAGAUCUGCCAUUUUGCAUGCUCUCUGGAACCAUUGUGCUGAAAUCGAAUGUGAAGGAGUUCACUGAAACUUCCGCCAUUUUUGAAGACGGAACCACUGAAGAGAACAUCGAUGUGGUGAUCUUUGCCACAGGCUACAAAUUUUCAUUUUCCUUCCUUGAAGAGUCGAUUUGCAACCCACUCAAAAAUAAUCGUACCCUCUAUAAAUGCGUCUUCCCACCCCAGCUGGAAAGGCCAACCCUGGCUAUCAUUGGUUUGAUCCAGCUGACUGGCGCUGUGAUGGUGGGAGCAGAAAUCCAGGCUCGCUGGGUGACAGGAGUCUUUGCAGGUGGGAGAGGGACUGCAGGGAUAGAGGAGGUGCUGGGGAGGGAGGACAGGUCAACUUGCUGCUCUUGGCACCGUGCUGGGCAUCACCACGCUCAGUGUUUUUGUCUGGUCUCUUUACUCUUCUCAGGUGCAUGCAAACUCCCUCCCAGCAGCAAGAUGAUGGCUGAAGUCUUGAAAAAACAGUUGCCAGUCAAAAGGUGUGUGAUGCUCCUGUACUUGGGCUAUAGUGUGAUAUGCCUUUGCUUUUCGGUCCCUUCAUGUCACCCUACAGCAGCCCGAAGGAGCUCAGCCAACAUGUGGUUAUUGCGACGUGGUGGCUCUUGCGAGCCCAGAGCUGCGAACCAAAAUGGGAACAUAACAUUCUGUUUGAUUUUCUGUAUUGAUUCUAUGCUCCAUGGAAGGGAUGUGUCUGAGAAGCAGAACUUGAGGUUGAAUUUCGUUAGUUACACCAGCGAGAUUGCUUCGUGUGCCGGUGUGAAGCCCAGCAUGCUGCGGCUGCUCCUGACCGACCCCUGGCUGGCCCUGGCUGUCUUCUUCGGGCCCUGCACAUCCUACCAGUACCGCCUGAUGGGACGGGGGCAGUGGAGCGGGGCCAGGGCUGCCAUCUUGACGCAGUGGCAGCGGGUCUUGAAACCUUUGAGAACUCGGGUGUUGGAGGACAGCGCUUCCUCACGCUCCUGGCACUGGCUGGGCCUCCUCGCCCUGCCCACAGCACUGGCAGUAGGGUUCCUCCUCUCCAAAUAUCCCAAGCUGAGGUGGGCUCCCCGUGUAGGACUUAUGUUCUAGAAGAGCCCU
Phasianus colchicus (ring-necked pheasant) is the source of this 3555-nucleotide messenger RNA. The record is from RefSeq and is a predicted model, not a curated record. NCBI's taxonomy places the organism in Eukaryota, Metazoa, Chordata, Aves, Galliformes, Phasianidae.